AUCGGCUGGAUACAACGGGUCCACUCUGUCUCUCUCUCCUAGAGAAGAAGCUGAUCUCUCUCUCUCUCUCCAAAUUAUUUUCUUUCCGGGCUUGAUAAUGGCGAAUCCAGCGCAAUCAAAGGGAUGGAUUAAGAACUUGCCUUCGAUAGCUUCACGGGUUUACUUCCUCUUGAUCAUCCUCCAGAUCCCUCUCUUCAGGGUUCCAUGUAGAUCUGGAAUGUGUAUGUCGCCAAUCCAUGUGACAUCAUCUCAGUUGAUUUCUAGUGAGAUCUUUCCUGUUCCGGUGAUCAAGGCUCUCCUGUACCCUGGUGCUAUUGUCAAUGGUCUUGCCACGAACAUGACGUUUCCAAAGUGGGAAAAUGUGUUUGAUAUUUACAAUCUCACCAAUGUGAAAGAAGCUUCUGCAGUGACCGAUCUUCAGCGCCUAGAGGUUCUUGCAGGGAGCUAUUUUUCUGUAGCUGGUGCGUUUGUGGGUUUGCUAAAGCCCGGUAGGAUGAGCAUGUUUGGGUCAUUGCUACUAGUUUGGGGUCUUGUCAAAGAAGGGAUCUUAGGGAAGCCAGUGAAUACCGACCCAACCAGAACCGUUUAUGUGUACCCAACCAUGGUGAUUGCGAUGAUCUGCGCCUUCUCUAUGAUAAAGUAUGACUUGAAGAAAGCCACAAGGGCCGCUCCUGCUCGCCCCAUUGCUAAACCUCUAAUGAGCUCUUCGAAAUCUAAGCUGAAGUGAGUUUUGAACGUGCAGUAGGGCUUGUUUUCUUGUCUUUCCUGCAAAUAGCGUGAUAGGAAAAUGACUCUACAGUCUUCACCGUGUUAUUAGCACUCAUGUAUCCUGAGUUUUGUGAGUUGUUUAUUUUGUGUACUCUACUCCUUUUUCAGCAAUUGAAUUCUUAGUUUUCUUCCCUUCUCAAA
Eutrema salsugineum is the source of this 909-nucleotide messenger RNA. RefSeq lists its product as uncharacterized. The coding region runs from base 98 to 727 and encodes 209 amino acids. The transcript is spliced from 3 exons. The record is from RefSeq and is a predicted model, not a curated record. Lineage: Eukaryota; Viridiplantae; Streptophyta; Magnoliopsida; Brassicales; Brassicaceae.